Messenger RNA from Saprolegnia parasitica CBS 223.65, 1201 nucleotides. RefSeq lists its product as hypothetical. Lineage: Eukaryota; Oomycota; Saprolegniomycetes; Saprolegniales; Saprolegniaceae. The record is from RefSeq and is a predicted model, not a curated record. The transcript is spliced from 6 exons. The coding region runs from base 20 to 1150 and encodes 376 amino acids.
UUUCUGUCGCCGUUGCAAGAUGGUCGCCGAGUCGUCGCCGCUGUCGGCCGGAGCCUUCCUGCACACGCCGCAGCCGCAUCAUGACAUCCUCUUCUUUGGCACGCUCGACAAGCGACGCGACGGCGCGGUCCGUGGCGGCUGGGCGACGCGCCUCUUCCUUCUGACGUCGCAAUGGCUCGUGUACUUUCGCCUCACGUCCAAGCUCGAGAUCCUCGGCGAAGAGCGUGAGCGCGUCGACCUCAAGUCGAUCGCCAAGGUGCGCGUGGCGCCCGAGUCGGAGGUGCCAUCGGCCGCUGUCGAGGUCGCGAAAGAGUUUGUCUACCUCGAGAUUACGCUGCAGUCGCACCGCGUGCUCCUCAUGCGCGCGUCUCGGAACGAAGCCGCGGCCGUCGACACGUGGGUCGCAGCGAUCAACGAACAACGCGAGGUCCUCCUCCAGCCGACGCCCAAGCUCAUGUACUCGGGCACGGCCAAGGCGCCGACGCCCGCGCCGGUCCCGGUCCCGCCCGAGACGACGCCAUCGGACCGCUUUGACCACGCGAUCGCGCUCGUCGGCAUGGUCGACGACUACACGGAGCGCGAAGAGUUUGUUGUUGCGAAGCACGUCGCGUUCGGCCAGCGCAUCGAGCUCGGCGUCGUCAAGCAGGGCGGCGCGUGCCUCCUCAUGCUCGACGACGGCGGCGUCGCGCGCAUCGGAACGCAGGCGCUGCUGGGCAGCUGGGACGCCAACGAGACGUGCUGGGUCGAGUUUGUCGGCGCCUCGGUGCCCUGCGAGGUCGAAGUCUCGGUCUCGUGCCAGGUCGUCAAGCACACGCCACCGAUCACGCGCGCGUCGUCGGACGCGGCGCUUCUCUUGCCGUCGCCGUCGCACACGUUUCUGCGCAAGGCCUCGGACGGCGCGAGCCUCGGGUUUCUGCUCUUGGCGAUCCUCGUGCACUUUAUGUAUGGCGUCCAGGGCUUCCACUGGUCGCACAAGGCGUGUCUCACGGCCGGCGCGGCGCUCGCCAUCACGAGCCUCCUCCACAGCUCCGACACGACGUCGGCGACGCGAUUGAAGCGGGCCGCCCGGCGAACCCAGGCGUCGCUGAUUCCGAAGGUGCAGCUAACGCUCAUCGUGCACCAAUGCCGGCGCACCGCCGCGGCUUCGUAGCACAGAGAAAGCAGAUCAACGAGGACUGUAAGAUUCAUUACGUGGCUCCGU